Rhipicephalus sanguineus (brown dog tick) is the source of this 706-nucleotide messenger RNA. RefSeq lists its product as uncharacterized. Lineage: Eukaryota; Metazoa; Arthropoda; Arachnida; Ixodida; Ixodidae. The record is from RefSeq and is a predicted model, not a curated record. The transcript has 2 exons. Gene Ontology annotation, molecular function: ribonuclease III activity. Bases 152 to 616 code for a protein of 154 amino acids. Gene Ontology annotation, biological process: RNA processing.
UGUAGGUUGCGCAUAACAGUCGUUCAGUUCUGCUAUCCCAUUAAAAGACCUCUGUUGUUGAAACCAUAUAUUCCCCACCGUGCAGGGAUUCCUACUUCAGGCGUUCACCCACCAGUCGUAUCCGGAGACAUCUCGCAUCGUCCCGGGCUACAUGCGGCCUAUGGACUUCCUGGGCGACGCCUUGCUGAAGGAAAUGCUGACCGUCCAGCUGUACGGGACAAUCUCUCCGCUCACACCGAAGGCGCUGCACGAGACCCGCAAACGGCUCGAGUGCAACCGCUUCUUUGGUUACGUGGUGGUCAGCAACGGGAUGCACAGGCUGAUCCGGUCGCAUUCCCCCGAGCUCAGCGAACGCAUCGUUCAGUACGUCAAAAAACUGGGGAAUGGGGAGUAUCCGGGAUUCAGGAUUCCUGCUCCUCCAAAGCCCUUGGCAGACAUCUUCGAGGCCCUGGCCUCAGCAGUCUACUUGGACUCGGACCAGAGCAAGUCAACCGUGUUUCGUUCUUUCUUUCCGCUGCUGCGAUCCCAGUUCAACGCUGAGCUAGAGAAAACUGCUGCCGUAGCCGAGAGGAAUGACAGUUCACACAUCAACGACAGCGAAUCGUCCGAAGAUUAAAGCGGACGUCCAUAGGGCCCGCGCACAUUGUGGACGAGACAGCGGCAGACUGAAUUCGCAUUUUUGUUAUGUCCGGAUUAUCUUAUGUAU